AUGUGUAAAUCUGAUAUAUUAAAAGCAUUUGGUUAUCAUGUUAGUAGCCGUAGUAGGCCAGCACAAUUUUCAGCAAGUGUGGAUGAUGAUGCUCCAAGUGGGGGAAGAGGAGGAAAUGGAGGGAGAGGAGGGGGAAACACGAACAAUAAUCAUCGAGAAGGUGACAGAUUAAGUAUAGAAUCUACAUGUAGCGAUUCUGCCAAUCCUUUCCCUGUGGUUACUGAAGUACACGAUCCGUUUGGUUUUUCUCCUUCUACAUCGCCACAAUUUGUUCAGAUUGGCAGCGACAAUUUUCAAGUUGCUAGUAAUUCAACAAUUUUGCCAUCUUCAUCUUCUGUUCACUGUGAAAUUGUACAAGCACAAAUUGAAAGACAUUCACAAAAUGUUGGGGAUGAUUUGUCACCUAGUUCUUUGGAAGAAGAAGGAGAAGGGAGUGAAGGAACAAAACAAAUUGAGGGAAAUGUUGGUGGAAAAAUACAGGAAGAAACCGUCGAUAAACAUCAAAAACGGGAAACUAAAAGUAGUGGUCCUUUACGUCUUUUUCGAGCAGUAACAGGUCGUCGACAUGUUAAUACGGCACUUGUUAGGCUUUCACGUUCUCGUUCGCUCAGUCAUAAUCCAUCUGCUGAUGUUGAAUCUACCAGUAAUCCUAAUAAUAAUGAAAAUACGAGUGGACAAGAAGCUAUUAUUUUCUACUCUUUAAAAGGAAAUCGUAACGCUAAAAAUCUGGAAUCUACACUUCCCCAAACAUUUACCAGUACAAUAAUCCCAAGAACAACAACAGCAACCAUUUCUCCCUCAACUACACGUUCAUCUUUAGCUCGUGUAGAUGAAGCUGGUGGUAUUCUUCCUUCAACAACAAUGAAUGAAAAUUCUCGUGCAUUAACUGCCCCUGGUGAUUUUCGGCGAAAAAAAGGAGGUGGGAGUAGUAGAAGUGGAGGGGGAAGUAGAGGAGGAGGAAUGGAAGGUGGAGGAAAACGCCAAAAAAGAAAUUUUAAAAAUCAGCAACAACAUUCUUUAAGUGAUGGGGAUAUUGUUGAACAACAAGAAGGAGGAAAUGAUGAUUUUUUAAAUGAUGAAAAAAUUUUAAGAAAGCAAACAGCAGGGGAUGUACGGGUGGAAAUGCCGUAA
This is a messenger RNA of Meloidogyne enterolobii, 1131 nucleotides long. The record is from the annotation of a GenBank genome assembly. NCBI's taxonomy places the organism in Eukaryota, Metazoa, Nematoda, Chromadorea, Rhabditida, Meloidogynidae.